AUGAGGCGAUCACGAGCAAAGGUUGGAGCGUCCCUCUUGGCAGCUGUCUUCGCUCUGUCGAGGUUGCCUGCCCUCUUGAGCUGCUUCACGGCUGGAAGCCGAGACCGUAGCUGGUCCCCACAGCUUCGACAUCCGCAAUGCGGCCUGCGCUCUCGGCUGUGUGCUUUGGCAUCGGCGACGGAGGAGAAUGAGUGGCAGCGCUUUGCUGAAUGGGUUGCUGCUAGAGGUGGCGACAUGGCCAACGUGGAGAUAGCAGACAUCGAUGGAAUGCGUGGUCUCGUCGCCGCGCGAGACAUCGCGGAGAACACUUCAAUCGUGGAGAUUCCCCUCACUGCAUCCAUAGACAUUUCCGAGCCCGGGAACGACGCCGAUCCUAGUGCUCAGGCCCUGAACCUUCUCAAGUUCCUGGAUGAUCCAGAGUUGAAGCCGUACAUGGAUCUUCUGCCAGGACGGACAUCACCGGACAUCAGCAGGAUGCCAGACUUCUUCUCGGAGGAAGAGCUGAAGAUGUUGCAGUGCCCGGAAGUCGUCCACAAGACACAUCGGAGACAGCAGCUGUGCGCAAAGCGUGCCGACGAGUCAUCUUUGGACACGGAAGACGUCAAGUGGGCAUUGUGCACUGUUGCACAACGUGCCUUCUCGGUCGUAUCCCCGAUAGAUGGCCUGCUGCGCCUCCUCCUGCCAGGCAUUGACCUCUUCAACCAUGAUGCGCAUGCGUUACACGAGAUGAGGGUACGCUGGACUUUGGCGGGCCUCGUGACUGCCACAUUCAAGGUUGUUGCCAGAUCUCCGAUAAAGAAGGGCGAGGAGAUUCGGAUCUGCUACGGUGGUAAUCCGUUCCGGCCGGACGGCUGUGGCGGCGAUUGCACUGGCGACAUGGCCUUGACCAAUGCGGCGUAUUUGCAGCGAUAUGGCUUUGUGGAUGACUGCUUCGGCACCACCAUGGUGGAUGGCAAGUGGCUGGUGAAGCCAGAGUCAGAGCCAAUCCGCGAAAGCCUGGUCGAGACCAGCGCAGAAGAGGACGAGAAGCUGUUGUCCGACGGCUCGCUGUCCAUUCCGGCCAAGACCGCCAUCCAGUUCCGGCGGCAGCUUAAGAUUGCGCUCAAGGCUCAGCAAGAGGCGGACGCGUUAAAGGCCAAAGCAGAGGCAGCCAAGAGCGAGGAACAGAAGCAGGCAGAAAGAGAAGCGAAGGAGAAGGCCGAAGAGGAGGCCCGGCUAAAGGAGGCGAACGCGGAGGAGGCUCGCAAGCAGCUCUUUGCAGCCUUGGAGGCCAGGCGUUGGUCGAAUCUCAGCUAUGGCAGAGAAUACCCAUAUGCUGCCCAUGUGGCGGAUGUUGCACUUGACUGCACUGGACAGCACAUUGUAGUUCUGGAAGCUCCGGACGGCAGCGUUGUUGAUGAUGUUGAUGCAGCUCCACUUUGGCUCUCACUUUUGACCUACAAGCAUUGUGAUAAGCUCUCAUUAUUCCUCUGGCAGAUGAAGGCCAUAUUCACCGGAUGGCGGGGCGUAUGGCGAGGCUUCGAUGAUGCUGAGAGCCUGAGGGAGGGGAGGCAUUUUGCGCCAAGCCACGAGAUCCGGCAGUCGUUUGCCAUUCAGAAGCCCAGAGAGCUACAGGUACUUGUAGAAAGAGACAGAGUCGCCAUGGCGGGAUUGCAGGUCCUGAAGCCAUCGAGCUUGGAGGCAACGCACUUGUUGAAGAUGUGCAGCUUCAUCCUUCGCCUGGGGGUGCUGGUCCUUGUUCUGGGGGCCGGAAUGCUGUUGCUUUCCACGCAAGACGAGAAUACCCUGGCGAUCCGCAAGGCAAUGACCGGCACUGUGUCAGACAGCACCUGCUUCUUCAUUACAAGCAAGGACUAUGGCCUCAGCGGGCGUGACAUGCAGCUGGGUUCUAUCAACUUGGGAGAUCGAACAUACUGUGGAGUGGCUGCUGAUGCUAUUGCAGCAGAAGUCGAGUCGGUGAUUGACACGUUGCAGCAAAACGAAUGGAAGGAGAGUUGCUUGCCGAAUCUCCUCCCGGGCAGUAGUGACGGCUGUCCCUGCAAUCCUGACAGCCAGGCUUGCCCGCAGGCCGAAACGCUGUCCUUUGAAUACUUGUUCCAGUUCUUCGGUGCAAUGUGUUUGGGUGGCGCCUUCGAAUUUGAAUCCUUGCUUGCCUUGGGCAACAGCAUGUAUUCACAGAAAGACAGUGAAGACGGCGAAGAUGACACUUCAACAUGUGGAGCCACAGGAGACUUCAUGCUAAAGGAGGCUUGGUCGUACCUGCUCUUGACUGUCCUGCCGCAGUACAUACUCCAGCCAAUUGGCUCGGUGAAAACGCUGCCCAAGCCGGCAGACAAGGUCCUUCUGAUUCGGACCCCUCCCGACUACGCCUUCCUGCAGUUGUGGAGCUUCGUAAUCCUGCCCCUUGUGACCUCGCUCUUGUGCUACACCUGCCUAUGCCAGUGCAAGCAGAGGCUUCAGGGCGAGCCAGGCAAGAAGGCUCGGUUGGGUUGCUGCUUCUUCGCCAGCCUUGGCUUUGCUUUGCCGGUCGCCAUCUUAGUUCCCAUCGGUUACUUCCGAAUGGGAAAUUACUUCUUCAUUGACUGGAGCUUCCACUUUUCCUUUGGCCUCUCGUUCGUGAUGCCGGCCAUGAUCGCAAAGCUUCUGCUGGGAAUGCUGGCAGUUGUUGACACCUUCAACUUGGCAUUGAAGAUGAUCAAGGCGCUGGUGAAGCGGGACAAGGCAUCCAUUGCUCACGCAGCAGUAUUGUGA
Molecule: messenger RNA, 2751 nt
Organism: Symbiodinium sp. CCMP2592
Lineage: Eukaryota; Dinophyceae; Suessiales; Symbiodiniaceae
Source: the annotation of a GenBank genome assembly